Messenger RNA from Labrus bergylta (ballan wrasse), 5044 nucleotides. RefSeq names its product tubulin tyrosine ligase-like family, member 7 (gene ttll7). Gene Ontology annotation, cellular component: cilium. NCBI's taxonomy places the organism in Eukaryota, Metazoa, Chordata, Actinopteri, Labriformes, Labridae. Gene Ontology annotation, molecular function: tubulin-glutamic acid ligase activity; tubulin binding. Gene Ontology annotation, biological process: protein polyglutamylation; microtubule cytoskeleton organization. The record is from RefSeq and is a predicted model, not a curated record.
UCCAGCACUCACAGCCUCACAAGAGGUCUGAAAGAUAGAGAUUUUUUUGUUGUGUUUCUGGCAACGUCAGUCUUCAGCUGUAAACAGCGUUACACACAAUAAACGCAGUGAUAGUCUGGAAAAUCCUCCCAGGACUGGACAACAAAAAAAAGACCCCAUUGUCUCCCUGCAUGAGCCGUCCGGAUGACACCAGCAGAAGCGCUGCACUGCAAAUGCCUGGAAUAAAAAAAGGCUUUUCUAUCCAUCCCGCUGUCCACCCCCUCCCCCUCUCUCUCCUCUUUGGGCUGUAAAUAAUCUGGGGCUGUGAAGACCCUGGAGAGCCCACCCCCCUCCCACUUUUCCCUACCACUUCUUCCCACCCCUGCUACCUCCCUCCAUCUCCCUCUGCCCACUUAGACUGUGCUGCUACUCUUUAUGCUGCUGAGAGGUGCCACAGAGAUGCUCAGAUGAUCUAUUGGGCCAUCCUGAACUAUAUCAUCCAUACGGCCCAAGACAGCGAAGACUAACUAGAGGGACUGUGAGAGAGCCCCUGGAGGGUGCUGUGAGGACCCUGAGAGGCCCACCCGCCCGCCAAGCCUGGCAGAGAGCUUGGCUUGCCCCUUGACUCCGGCAGCCCCUGAGAUGCCCUCCCCUCCCAAUGAAGGAGAGGAUCAAGGAGCGUCCCCCGUGAACGGGCCAUCUGUGGGCUCCUACCGCAGCAGUGGGAAGAGGAAGGUGCACACCAAGAAGAAGAAAGGCACCAUCACAGCCAAUGUCGCAGGCACCAAAUAUGAGAUUGUUCGUAUAGUCAUCAAUGAGAUGGACUUCAUGAAGACGCGGGAUGAGGACGAGACUGCCAACCUCAUCUGGAAUGACUCGGCCGUGCAGCACGAGAAAAUCGCUGAGCUCAGGAAUUAUCAGAGAAUUAACCAUUUCCCUGGCAUGGGCGAAAUCUGCCGGAAAGACUGUCUCGCGAGAAACAUGUCAAAAAUGAUCAAGUGCCAGCCUCUAGAGUACAGCUUCAUACCCAAAACCUGGAUCUUCCCCGCAGAGUACACUCAGUUCCAGAACUACGUCAAGGAGCUACGCAGGAAACGCAAGCAGAAGACCUUCAUUGUCAAACCUGCCAACGGAGCCAUGGGUCACGGGAUCUCGCUUAUACGUAAUUGUGAGAAGCUGCCAGCCCAGGAGCACUUUAUCGUUCAGGAGUAUCUUGACAAGCCUUUCUUGAUGGAGGGUUACAAGUUCGACCUGCGCAUCUACAUCCUGGUCACUUCAUGUGACCCUCUUCGCAUCUUCCUUUACAACGACGGCCUGGUUCGCAUGGGCACAGAGAAGUACCAUGCACCCAGUGAGGCUAACCUGAGCCAGCUUUACAUGCAUCUGACCAACUACUCGGUCAACAAACACAACGAGAACUUUGAGCGAGACGAGACGGUGGACAAAGGCAGCAAGAGGUCCAUCAGCUGGUUCACUGAGUUUCUCCGCACCAACGACUACGACGUGUCCAAGUUCUGGGGAGACGUCUCGGAGCUGGUUGUGAAGACAUUAAUAGUGGCUGAGCCCCAUGUGCUGCAUGCCUACCGCAUGUGUCGCCCCGGCCAGCCACCAGGGAGCGACAGCGUCUGCUUUGAGGUCCUAGGCUUCGACAUCAUUCUGGACCGCAAACUCAAACCCUGGCUACUGGAGAUCAAUCGAGCUCCGAGCUUUGGGACCGAUCAGAAGAUUGAUUACGACGUGAAGAAAGGGGUGCUUCUCAAUGCCCUCAAACUCCUCAACAUUCGAGCCAGUGAUAAGAAACGUAACCUGGCGCAGCAAAAGGCAGAGGCUCAAAGGCGUCUCUACGGACACGGCUCCAUGAAGAAACUCUCGGCUGCCUCCUCGGACUGGGAGAAACAGCGUCACACACUAGAACGAAGGAGAGAAGAGCUGAAAGAGCGACUGGCACAGGUCCGCAAGCAGAUCACCAGGGAGGAGCAUGAAAAGCAACAUUUGGGGAACUACAGACGUAUUUACCCCCCAGACGACAAGCUGCUGUUGGAGAAGUAUGAAAGCCUGCUCUCGGCCGCCUUUCAGACCUUCCUCGCCGGGCGAGCUGCCUCACUUCAAAAGGAAAUGAAUAAUCCUCUGAAACGAAUGAAGGAGGAGGACAUCUUGGAUCUGCUGGAGCAAUGUGAACUAGACGACGAGAAGCUGAUGGGAAAGUCCUCAAGGCAACGAGGCCCUAAGCCCUUGACCGCCAUGCCAGAAUGCAGUCAGACACCCAGGCGUCAAAGACCAGACUACCUGGCUGACUUCACAAGUGGCAGCAGCGCUGAUAACUCCUGCUCCUCCUCAGACGAAGAAGAGGAAGAGGGGAGGAAAGCAGGAGGAGGAAGAGGUGGAGAGAAGAGGGAGAAGAAAGUUUCCUAUGACCUUGGGGACAACAAGGAGAAGAACUUGGCUGAGCGCUCAGGCCGCAUGCACUGGAAACCUCCAAUCAAGUCUCUCAAAAACAACCCUGCCCCCUCAGCUUCCCCUACACUGUCUGGUCCAAUCAGGCGCUCCAUCUCCUGCCCUCGCUCCAUAGCCUCCCUAUCGUCGCCCAGUGAGCUGCGGGCUUUGUCCUCAAGACCUUCUCCUACAGUCCCCAUGGCCACUCCUCUCAUCAGGCCGAGCUCCGCCACGCUGCGCUCUCACUCGCUGAGUCGUAGUGGCUCCGCCCACCGCGUACCUCACAGCAACAGCUUGGGGACAAUCCACUCCAACAUAGGUGAUCCGCUGAUAAACCUGAGAAGUAAAGAGCAGGAGGCCGAACUGGUGCAUCAGUCUCUGGCAGCGCUCACUGCCAUGAGAAUCAGGUUCCCGGGCAAAACAGAGGAAGAGGCUGAGGCUGUGCUGGAUGAGAUUCUCGACAACUGGAAGUACCAUAAAUCAAAGGUGGCCUCAUAUUGGCUGGUGAAGCUUGACUCUACAAAACAACGAAAGGUGUUGGACAUUGUGCGUACCAAUGUGCGCUCAGCGCUGCAGCGGAUCUGGAGGGAGCCGGAUGUAGAGAGCCUCCACCUUUAUCGGCUCUUCAACCGCGUCUUCAACCGGCUGCUCUGGAGUCAUGGACAGGGACUGUGGAACUGCUUCUCCAACACUGGUUCAUCGUGGGAAACCAUCUUCUGUAAGAGCAGCGAGGUGGUGACACCCCAGGAGCUGCAGUGUUGCCGCCGGCUGGUCCAGCUGUCUAGAGACUGCUUGUUGGUCGUCUACAAGUUUGUCUCGGAGUCCCGUGGCUCAUUGACCGGUCUCAGCCCCGAAUGGGAUGACACCAGGUAUCUGCUGCCAGUGACCUCCCAGUUCAUCGUGAAGUGGCCUUCGUCCAGCUUUGGCCGCAUCUCCUCGGCCGUGCCACGCUCGCGCAGCCUUUUCGCUGCCAGGAUGGGCCACUUCUGAGGUCACCGUAGCAACCCUGGCUUCGGACACCUCGCCUUUUGACCUCAACCUUCCUCCCCUGACUCUCACCAAGCCAAACUCAGAUAUCAGCAUGUCCAGUAUGGAUCUGUAUUCGGGGCAGCUCUGGACACCGGAUGGAACCUCAACCUCGGCCAACCCCCCCCCUGAAAGACCAACACAGCAACGCCUGGUGGAUUUAGGACUGCCAAAGGGCUCUGUUCAGUUUAGAUUAGUUUGGACCUUCCUAGACCAGCAGACCACCGGUACCCUCGAUCCCCACCUAAACCCCAAUAACAGCAGACAAUGGGUCUGUUCCUUCUUUCUCCUUGUAAUUGCUGUAAUAUACCUACUUACUGUACAGUUACAAGUCAAGGUACUGUAAAUGGAAAAAAAUAACUAAGCAAUGCAAGGAUUAUUUAUUUAUGUACUAACUUAUUUUUUAAGGUAUUCCAUGAAUGCUGUGAAUGCUGAUGCAGAUGCAGAAAUGGAAUGAUGUAAAAAAAAAAAAAAAAAAGAAAGCAAUCCCUUGUUUGAGAAAGUGGAUGUAAAAAAACCCAAUACAAAAAGCUUAUUUUUGCUGGCUUAAAUUUUAUUUCUGAAUGUUAUUUAUUUCAUAACUUAUAUCAGAGGCUUUAUGUUUCUAAAGGUUUUAACAGUCACUUUAUGUUCUAGUCUUUCUUAGGUCAAAUACAGUGAAGGGAUGGUGCCCAGAAAGCUUAAAACGUUUAACUUUUGAAUGCUGAUGCUUCAUAUUUUUCUGUUAUUAGGUGCAGCGUAAUUAAGCGAGAUAUUGAUUAGAAUGUCGGUGUGGUAAAACCAAGCCUCUUUGCCUCUUGGAGAACGAGCUGAAUUUUAUGCCACAGUGCAAAAGGAUAAACUUCAGUCUCAGAGAGCACCCAGCUUCUAAUACUCACUUUGUCUUACAAAGAGGAAGUGGGUGCACAUGGCAGUAGUGAUUGCAUGCUUAGACUUUAGACCCUCACCAGACUCUAGUGGUAAGACAGAGGAGCCGCAUUUGGAAUAUACUUGAAGUUUUAUGUUGUCAUUAGUUAUCAUGUAUUGUAAUUGCUUCACUCAGAGGAAGAGACUUCCCCUUGCAGAUUGGCUGCUCGCGUACGGAUGUGUAAAGACUGAAAGGGAUGUGUUGCUUCACUUCCAGAUUGUGCAGCACGUUGAAUGACUCGGGUCUUCAGCCCCUUUGUGCCGCACUGUAAAAGUGACAAUUUUGCCUCGAAAGCUGCAGCCUUUUCCCCACCGCAUUGCAGGUACAAAGUGCCAGAGAUAUGAUGGAUGUGCCAACAAUGAGCACAUCUACUUAGCCUGUUUAGUAGGACCUCGGUUAAACACAGUCUUAAAUGUCAAUAGGGAGAAACACAGUGUUAUAUGUUUGGUAGUAUACUUGGCUUCAUGUUCAUGUACAUGAUACUAGAUUGUUAAAGAUGAUAGUUUAUGCCAAAUACAGUUGAGCUUGCAUUUUAUAGCAACAAAAUUCUGCUCAGCUCUAUUGCCCCGAUACACUGACAGCUUAUCACAAUGCCAAAUAUUUUAAUUUUGCCUGAUUUUGUUUGUUAUUUAAGAGUUGUUUCUUUUUCAUUGGAGGCAUAAGAUUUAUAAUUUUACAGCAAUAAAAUGUUUAAACAAA